Polychytrium aggregatum is the source of this 1168-nucleotide messenger RNA. Its product is annotated as U1 zinc finger-domain-containing protein. The transcript is spliced from 6 exons. Gene Ontology annotation, biological process: spliceosomal snRNP assembly; mRNA 5'-splice site recognition; mRNA splicing, via spliceosome. The coding region runs from base 98 to 787 and encodes 229 amino acids. Gene Ontology annotation, molecular function: zinc ion binding; pre-mRNA 5'-splice site binding. The record is from RefSeq and is a predicted model, not a curated record. Gene Ontology annotation, cellular component: U1 snRNP; nucleus. NCBI's taxonomy places the organism in Eukaryota, Fungi, Chytridiomycota, Chytridiomycetes, Polychytriales.
GCCGAUCUGCUUGUGCGUCGUCUGUCCGUCUCCAUUCGUCGUCGUUCACAAGCGAUCCCAUCUGCUGCGCGCCCGAGUCCCUCCAGAAGGCCUCGCCAUGCCAAAAUACUACUGUGAUUACUGUGAUAUUUUCCUCACCCAUGACUCGCCCUCCGUAAGAAAGUCCCAUAACAGCGGCAAGAAUCACAAGCUGGCAGUCCAGAUGUACUAUUCGAAUCUCAGCCACGAAAAGGUUCAAGAUGUCAUCGAUCAGAUCACAAAGGCAUACGACGGAAAAGUCGGCGCUCCCGAAUUCAACUCGCCUUUCGGCAGCUCAUUCCCGCCCCCUCCAAUGCGAUCCGGCGGCCCGGGCAUGCCGCCAUACGGCCAUCGGCACCCGCCUCCAGGUCCUAACGGUCCACCUCCUCCCAUGGGCAUGAGGGGGCCUCCUCCGCCUUUCCGGCCAGGCAUGCCGCCUCCUCCCUUCCCACCUCCUCCGGGCGGAUACGGCAUGCCGCCUCCCGGUUACAUGCGACCCCCGCCCCCUGGGUUCGCUCCUCCUCCUGGGGCUCGCUCUGGACCUCCGCCUGCCGGCAUGCCCCUUCCGCCUCCGGACUCGUCUGCACACACCCACGGGCAUCCUCCGGGAGGACCUGGCUAUCCCGGAGGGCCUGGCUAUCCCGGUAACCCCAGCGGUCCCCUCCCUCCUUCGCGUCCAGGCCCGCAUGAAGAUGGACCUGCAGCCAAGCGCACCUUCGAAAGCGAAGCCGACGACCAUCACCAUGCCAAACGCGCCCGAGAUGAGUGACAUUACUGAUCCACACGUCUCGGGGUUGCUGGCUGUACUCUCAAGUAUGGCGAGGAUGAGAUUGCUGAUGGCAACAGUGCCUUUGCUCGAGACGCACAUUUCACACAGCAGUACAUACUACCAUGUGAUUGAAUGCAAUAGCUGCUCUGUACACUUUCUUCAGCUCUCUCUGGGGACUGAAUACGCUCACAUUCAUCGUCUUGCACGCUUAUCCAUGUCGUGGGGGGGGGAGCACAGUAAGGCCCAUAUUUCCCGCCAGCCAUCGCCGAUGAUAAUCAUUUCCUGGGCCACACGGUCCUGGAGGCUGCUGGUUGGUUUCCAUAAGCGCCAACCGAGUCGCGCACCAUGGCCAUGGGUCGAGCUCCGCCCGGCAUCACCAAC